AACGCCGAGAACUGUUUGGUUGUUUUGUUCUGUAGUUACGACACACGGACGAAAAAAGCAAAAAAAAAAAAAAAAAAACAAUAACAACAGAGCGACCAUUGAAAAUUUCUUCUUCUCGCAGUCUCUCCUCUGGUUAAAACCUUAGAUACAGGGAGAAGAGCGAGAAAUUUCAUAUUUAUUCAGAUUCUUUCCCCCUCUAAAAACACAGCAAAAGAAAAGGAACUCAAAUUCCGAAGAGAAGAAAUCGAUGGAUUUGGAUCAGUGGAUAGCAAAGGUUAAAGAAGGCCAGCAUCUUUUAGAAGACGAGCUUCAGUUUCUUUGCGAAUACGUAAAAGAAAUCCUCAUUGAGGAGUCAAAUGUGCAACCUGUCAACAGUCCAGUAACAGUCUGUGGUGAUAUCCAUGGCCAGUUUCAUGAUCUAAUGAAACUUUUUCGGACAGGAGGUCAUGUACCGGAGACAAAUUACAUUUUUAUGGGAGAUUUUGUUGAUCGAGGUUAUAAUAGUCUUGAAGUUUUCACUAUUCUUUUGCUUCUUAAGGCAAGGUACCCAGCUAAUAUCACUCUCUUGCGAGGGAAUCAUGAAAGCAGACAACUAACUCAGGUUUAUGGUUUCUAUGAUGAGUGCCAGAGGAAGUAUGGAAAUGCCAAUGCCUGGCGGUAUUGUACAGAUGUUUUUGACUAUCUUACACUUUCAGCAAUUAUAGAUGGGACUGUACUUUGUGUACAUGGUGGCCUUUCUCCUGACAUACGAACAAUUGAUCAGAUAAGGGUAAUUGAGCGGAACUGUGAAAUCCCCCAUGAAGGCCCAUUCUGUGAUCUCAUGUGGAGUGAUCCUGAAGAUAUUGAAACAUGGGCAGUCAGUCCACGUGGAGCAGGUUGGUUAUUUGGCUCCAGGGUCACAUCUGAGUUCAACGUCAUAAAUAAUCUUGAUCUUGUUUGUCGAGCUCACCAACUUGUGCAAGAAGGUCUUAAGUAUAUGUUUCAAGAUAAAGGCCUAGUAACUGUGUGGUCUGCACCAAAUUAUUGUUACCGUUGUGGGAAUGUAGCUUCUAUAUUGAGCUUCAAUGAGAAUAUGGAGAGAGAAGUGAAGUUCUUCACUGAAACAGAUGAGAAUAAUCAGAUGAGAGGGCCCAGGACAGGAGUUCCUUAUUUCUUGUAAUCAAAGGGAAUUACAUACUGCAGUACUUGUAAUAUUAUCCAAGCGUAUGGUUGUUCAAAGGAGGCAUAACGAGGAAGCCUUGAUAAAAUGUUUGCAAGUGGACCUGUCCUGGAAAUUUUGUCUGGUCCAAGCCGGUUCUUCUUCUGGCUAUUAUUGGAUGGUUGCUGUAUGUUGCAACAUGGCUUUUCCUUUAAAUGUCCUCCUUCAUUCCCAUACAUUCUCCAUUAAUAUACGCUAUCUGAUGUUUGGUUAAUGUCUGUUAUGAAUUCUUGGGUUGUGUAUUUGUUUCAUUAUGUAUAUCUUGCUUCAUUAAGUUCUAAAAUUUAUCAUUGUUUUUUUUUUUUUUUUUUUUCUUUCUACUUUCUUCUUCACUUGAAUAUUACGGCGGGUCCAUUGAAAUGAAUAAAACCCAGAGCUGUUCUGCAUGGGGUAGAGAAGUAC
Messenger RNA from Durio zibethinus, 1600 nucleotides. Its product is annotated as phytochrome-associated serine/threonine-protein phosphatase-like. The record is from RefSeq and is a predicted model, not a curated record. Gene Ontology annotation, molecular function: protein serine/threonine phosphatase activity. Lineage: Eukaryota; Viridiplantae; Streptophyta; Magnoliopsida; Malvales; Malvaceae.